AUGGGCGAGACGAGGCUGACAGGAUUUCAGAUUACCGCCGAAGAACUUCGGGGAUCACCACUGGCGCCAAAUUUAUUGCCACUGUUGAUGAAUUUCCGCUUGUUUGGGAUUCCAUUGGAGUUUGUUAACCUCCUCAUAGCUCUUGUUGCGUACGCCUGUACAUAUCCAGCGGUUUUCUGGCGUGUCUCAAAAGCUUUCAGCUUGAUCUUCUCUUUCCAUAUGGUCAUUCAUUGCGCUGCGGUGAUCUGGGGAUACCUGGGAUUCAGCAUUCUGUUUAGAAUCCAGGAGACUAACUAUAACAGCCUACGUCCUGUCGGACUU
Molecule: messenger RNA, 321 nt
Organism: Ostertagia ostertagi
Lineage: Eukaryota; Metazoa; Nematoda; Chromadorea; Rhabditida; Trichostrongylidae
Source: the annotation of a GenBank genome assembly